Messenger RNA from Fusarium sp. VM40, 1284 nucleotides. The record is from the annotation of a GenBank genome assembly. NCBI's taxonomy places the organism in Eukaryota, Fungi, Ascomycota, Sordariomycetes, Hypocreales, Nectriaceae.
AUGAAAAUACUUCUGCACUCCCACUUCCCAGCAGGCCAUGCAUAUCCCAUGCAAGCUGUGGCACAGUCCCUCGUCCGUCGAGGCCACGAGGUCGUCUGGCUCACCAGCGCCGACAAUGAAGCUCGCGUGCGAGCCGUGGGAGCUACCUUUGUCGCAACACACGCUAUUGCCAUUGUGGACGCUCCUCUGAUAGCUCAACACGAGACUGGUAUUCUGGACAAGGUGUACAAGCGGCUUGAAAUCAGGCUCAUUGCGCAAGUGAGCGAUUAUCGUCGGGUAUUGCGGGGUUUCAAAGCAGAUGUGCUGCUGGUCGAUGUGAUGCCCUACGGCGCAAGAGCCUUGUACGAACUCGGCGAGAUUCCUGUGUAUGCGACACUGGGCGUCAUUCCCAUGUACAUGUCGAGUUGGGGUGCACCGCAGGCCGUUUCGGGGGAUAGUCCUUCGACGUCGUUGCUUGGAUUGAUCUGGAACUUUCUACAUCAUCUUGUUAGCCAAUGGAUUCUCUUUCCAUUGCUCCUGCGACCCGUGAUAAACGCCCAGAGACAAGAGAUGGGAUUGCCAAACUUACCAUACGGCGAGCCUACCGAGUCUUUCACUUACAGCCCCUUUCUUCAUAUCCAAGCGUCGUCUCCGUUGUUGGAGUUUAGGUUGCUGCCGAAGCCAAUCGAGCAGAAGCGGAACACCAAAUUCGUUGGCCCAGUUGUCACACAAAUUGAAACCAGCUAUGUGCAGCUGCCUCCCCAAUGGGACGAGAUAGUGGCACAUCCCCGUGUAGUUGGCAUUACACAAGGCACAUUGGCAAUGGACCCGACGUCGUUGAUAAUACCAGCCAUCGAGGCCCUCUCAGGCGAUCCUGAUCUUCUCCUUGUCGUGGCAUCACCCCACGUGGAGGAGAUCACAUCAAGAAUAGGAGAGCCGUCCAACGUACGAUUCAUCAAAUGGAUCCCAUACCACCUCUUCCUCCCACAGCUUUGUCUUCUCAUCACCAACGGAGGUUACGGGAGUAUAACGCAGGCGUUGUCACACAAAGUACCCCUGAUUUGUGCUGGACAGACAGAAGAUAAAAAGGAUACGGCGGCUCGUGUGAGCUGGGCCAGGGCCGGCAUUGACUUGAAGACGGACAGUCCAUCAACUGAGCAAGUGAGAGUGGCGGCGAGGACGAUACUGGAUGAUCGAGGGUACGCGGAGAGGGCUGGGGUCUUGGGUGAUGAAUUGAACGAGCUUGGAGGAGCGGAUCGGGCUUCGGAGCUUUUGGAGGAAUUGGUCGGCUCUAAAAAGGGAUGA